Molecule: messenger RNA, 1927 nt
Organism: Pocillopora damicornis (cauliflower coral)
Lineage: Eukaryota; Metazoa; Cnidaria; Anthozoa; Scleractinia; Pocilloporidae
Product: thioredoxin reductase 1, cytoplasmic
Biological process (GO): cell redox homeostasis; cellular response to oxidative stress; glutathione metabolic process
Cellular component (GO): cytosol; mitochondrion
Molecular function (GO): glutathione-disulfide reductase (NADPH) activity; thioredoxin-disulfide reductase (NADPH) activity; flavin adenine dinucleotide binding
Source: RefSeq, a predicted model, not a curated record
AAUCUCACAAAAGCAGUCGUGCUGAGAGAGGGAAAUAUAAGACCCGUGUCUAUCGACUUAGUCAAAAGACAGUUCAAAGAAUAACGGUUAUUCUGGUCUAGAAAAGACGCCUUUUUCAGAUGAAAUGAUGGACACAGAUGUCAUGGUAGGAACCGAAGUGUCGAGUCUCAAGCGGGCGAGGACGCCUUCGCCUGAAGUCCCCAACAAGAUGGCUCCCGUAAAAGACUUGAUCGAACAGAACAUCAAAGACAACAAUGUAAUGGUGUUCUCCAAGUCGACUUGCCCAUUUUGUAAAAAGGUGAAAGAGCUUUUCAAGUCAUUGAAUGUGACAUUUUAUGCUCUGGAGAUAGACUUACUAGACAAUGGAUCAACGAUACAGGACAAACUGAAAGAGAUGACAGAACAAAGAACAGUUCCAAAUGUGUUCAUUCAUGGGAAACACAUUGGAGGUGCAGAUGCUACGAUGAAGCUUCAUACAGAUGGAAAGCUAAUGGAGUUGAUAAUGCCUCCAUCAGAAAACUACACAUAUGAUCUAAUUGUUAUUGGUGGAGGUUCAGGUGGUCUUGCAUGUUCCAAGGAAGCAGCAAUCAUUGGGAAAAAAGUUGCAGUUCUGGAUUUUGUCAAACCAUCACCAAUUGGCACUACUUGGGGUCUUGGAGGCACCUGUGUGAAUGUUGGUUGUAUCCCAAAAAAACUCAUGCAUCAGGCUGCUAUAUUAGGUAUGUUUUUUCUCAGACAAUUUCUUUUCAUUGUCCAGACCAUCGAUAAAAAAGGAAGAGAGGGGGAGAUGACAGCUCAACAUAUUGUUCUUGCUACUGGUCUACGUCCGAGGUACCCUGACAUCCCUGGAGCAAGAGAAUACGGCAUUACAAGUGAUGAUUUGUUCUCGUUAGAAAACAGUCCUGGCAAGACGGUAAUAAUCGGAGCAUCUUACGUUGCUCUGGAAUGUGCCGGGUUCUUAGCUGGGAUCAAGCUUGACGUAACUGUUCUGGUGCGAUCAAUUCUCUUACGAGGUUUUGACCAGCAAAUGGCUGAGUUAAUUGGUAAUGACAUGAUCAGCCAUGGAAUAAAGGUUAAAAGACCAUCAAUUCCUACAAAGAUUGAACUUAUAGAAGAAGGAACACCCAGAAAACUAAGAGUUUAUUAUAAACAUUUAGACAGUGGCGAGGAGGGCUCCGUAGAGUGCAACACUGUGAUGUUUGCGAUUGGCAGAGACCCAUGUACACAGGGAAUUGGUCUUGAGAAUGUCGGAGUGAAACUCAACCCAAAGAAUGGGAAAGUAAUCGCUGGCGACAAUGAACAAACUAGUGUGCCAAAUAUUUUCGGUGUCGGAGAUAUCAUGGAUGGCAAACUAGAACUCACUCCAGUUGCGAUUCAGGCCGGUAGAUUACUUGCACGUCGGUUAUACGGAGGCCAAAAUGAAUUGUGUGAUUAUGUAAAUGUCGCUACAACAGUAUUUACACCAUUGGAGUAUGGCUGCAUUGGUUUGUCUGAAGAAGACGCCAUUGCCCGCUUUGGGGAAGAGAAUGUGGAAGUGUACCAUACUAACUACCAACCUCUCGAGUACACGGUCGCCAAACGGGACGUGUCCGGCUGCUAUGCAAAGCUGGUUUGCAACAAAAGUGAUAAUGAGCGCGUCGUCGGCUUCCACGUUCUUGGUCCAAACGCUGGAGAGGUGACGCAGGGCUAUGCUGUGGCCAUUAAGUUAGGAGCCACGAAAAAAGACUUCGACAGAACUAUAGGUAUCCACCCCACAGUGUCAGAGGUGAGUGUAUCGACUGUUAGAUUCUCCUUACUAUACCUUCGUAAAGUAAGAAGAUAGGUUGUGAGAAUUUGUCUUUUGGUGGAGAUAUGUUACGUCAAUCGAAGUCAGACUUGCUUUAACCGGGCUCCAGUUCCAGGAACUUACAAGAGCGUGAGAACCGGA